Molecule: messenger RNA, 2675 nt
Organism: Hymenoscyphus albidus
Lineage: Eukaryota; Fungi; Ascomycota; Leotiomycetes; Helotiales; Helotiaceae
Source: the annotation of a GenBank genome assembly
CGACGAGUAUCCAGGUGGCUGUUUCCUUUUCAACGACAUCUCAUGUCUGUUUUCUCCACUCCUGCUCAGACAGAUUGAUACUAUAGCUGGAGCACCCUUGAACCUGACUGGUGAAUAUGUGCGCGAAAUAUCGUAGCUGUCAAUACAUCUGUUGGGCUAUUCACAACUCGUAUGAGUGAUGACAUGACAUCGGAAGGAUGAGAAGCACACAUCAUCAACAACAUCAUAACCAUACCAGAAAAUGCUAUUUUGGUUUCAUGCGAUAUGUCGAAGCGAGAAGCAGGUACAGUUAUGCUCAACGUCAAUAAAUCUUUUCUGAGCUUGAAAAGGAACGAAGGCUGAUCAUCACGAGGGGACCAGAAACCACUUUGCCUCCUGCCUGCUUCAAGACAUAUCAAUGCAAUGUGCAUCUCCAUGUAGGGAAAUUAUAUAGGAUAUCACUGAAUCUGGUAGUGGUGCCUGUGCCUGAUCACUACUCAUUGCCAUCUUUCGCUCACGCUCUCAAUACGCCAUAUAAGACUGCAGCAGUGACUUUCCGGAUCUCCGCCAGACAGUGGUGGCGUAGGCGAGGGGGAAAGACCAAGAAGGAAAUAUCAGCUUCCAGCCCAAGAGAUCACGCUCAAGUCCCCGCCCGACCUCGACCUGCUCACCCUGUCGUUUACUGAGGCGUCAACUGAACUCUCUUUGCAGAACGUUGUGAGAAUGACUGACCAUCAACCACAUCCUCAGCCUCAUCGCACCUUGCUCGAAGCGGGCAAUCUAGACCAAGACAAGACGCAAAACGGCUUCAAUAUGUCGGGCGUCACUCCAAUGGACACUUUUCCACAAUUGGAUAGCGUCAGGUCAGCGUUCGGACAAUGAAGUAGUGAACCAAUCCCAUCUCUUCAAAACCAAUUGACAUGUAAUCAUUGGAUUGCUGUCAGAUUUCGCGUUGGCCUCACACUCGGGUUGAUUUUAUCGUACCUUUUCCGAUUGUACCUGAUGUCACGUAGGGUAAAUAAAUAUUGCUUAUGAUUUCUGAACGUGGCAAAACCACACCAAGUCACGUUGAGUUGAGGCUUCGUAUUCCCAGUGGAACGGGCGCAAUGGGCACAACUCUAGAGCCUCGAAAAGGAUUCCUGAAGCCAUGGAAUCCUGAGGAUCCUUUUACCAUGGCUGGCCCAGAGGGUGCAUGCCACGUUCUGAUCAACAUUUCGCGUCCCUUUGUUUGCUUACCUACAUCUAGAUUUUAUGUCAGUUAGUGGCUGAGAAAAGGCGUCAACAGAGCAUACGGCAAGACCGCUUCAUACUGUUAAGACUUGUAUUUAUAUCAUAGAAAGAUGUCCGGAAAAUGAAUCUUCAGAUUUCAUCAAGCAAUCGUUUAGCGUCUCAAUUGAGCUUCAAUUCCACUCCACCCAAGAAAUCUCGCAUUCGUUUACUUUUUUCCCUCCUUCAUAAUGUAUUUCACACCAACUGCUCUAGCCAUCUUGGCUGUAGGUGGAGCCAAUGCCUUCAGCUUCCCAGAAUCCGUGGAAUCAACUUUCAACAAACUCGUCGGUCGAAAGGGUGGAUCUGAUGGCUGUCCAAAAGUUUGGAAUAGCAUUUCAUCAGAAUUUGUAACCAUGUUCACCGAUACUUCGGUCAGUCCAGCACAAUGUAACGACGAUGCUCGUGCAGCUAUUAGAUUGGCUUUCCAUGUAUGUUUCGCCUUGGUUACCUUUCUGAGCAAAGCGACAGAACUUUGCUCUUUCUCAUUGCACAGAAAACUUACCAGUAGCAGGACUGCGGAGCCUACAAGAAAUCGCAAGGCAAAGUCGGCGGCUGCGACGGCAGUAUCAUUCUCUCAACCGGCAACGACGAGCUUCAACGAGGGGAAAACAACGGUCUCCAAGACAUCUCCGCCAAAGUAUGGGCUCUGCAGAAGAAAUACGUCAAACAAGACAGCUCCGUCACCGUCGCAGACACGAUCCAAAUGGCCGGCGCCGUAGCCAUCGUAGUUUGUCCUGGCGGACCCCAAAUGAAACUCUUCAUGGGCCGCAAAGAUUCCACCACUCCCGCACCCGACGGUCUCCUCCCCGAUGUCCACGCCUCAGCAGCCUCGCUCAACCAGCUCUUCCUCGACAAAGGAUUCUCCUCCGCUGAACUCGCUGCUCUCCUCGGUGCUCACUCCACCAGCAAAGCCUUCCACCAACCUGAUAUCCCAGCCGGCGCCUACCAAGACAGCACCCCUGGAAUUUGGGACGUCAAGUACUACGCCGAGACGUACAAUCCUCCUCAAGGUGUCGUUCCUUUCGCCAGCGACAAGGUGUUGGCGAACUACGCGGAUGUCGGGGCGGAAUUCAAGAAAUUCGUCGGGAACGCGGGGAGGUGGAAUGGGAAGUUUGCUGAUGCGUAAGUUCUUUAUCUUAUCUCCCACCUUCAUCAAUGCAUAGCUAAUCUUUUGGGGUUUAGCAUGACGCACAUGUCUCAACUCGGCGCUGGUCAGGCGGCGAAUAUCGAUUGUACGCAGUAUGUUCCUAAAGGAAAAUCCGCGGGUAAUAAGAGAGGGAUGAUGGGUGCUUCUAUGUUCCAUAAGCCAUGAUAGACCGGCACCUUUAUUAAUGUUUAUUUCUUUCUGGGUGGCGUUUUAAAGAUGGGUUUCUUGUUCAAAGAUUAACAAAAGGCGUUGGAGGGAGUCUUGGAUAAUUGGGUGGGAU